AUGUUAAAGAUCUACGAGGAUAUAAUCAACGAGGUUAUAUCCAGACUUGAGCAGGUAGAGGACGAGGUCAGCAUUGGGAAGUCGGCCAUCCACGAGCUCAGAAACGAGUGGAGAGAAAGGCUUAUUGAGUACACACAGAGCGAGUGGGAUGGCGAGAGGAUGAGGCGCAGAGACGGCGAGCAAGGAUAUCACGGAUACGAAAGGCUUUCUGAAGGCCCUGCACAUGCGUUUGGCGGGAAGCCGACUACAGCGAAGGAUCCUGGGAUGUUUGAAGACUAUGGAAGCUCGGACGUCUCAAGCGGAGACUCCGAGAUAAUAGGAACGAAGGGCAGUACUGGGAAUUGCAUGGUCUGCCUGUAUGUGAAGGUCAACAUGUCGAAGGGCAAGUGGAAGUGCACGUUCAAGCAGGGAUUUAUUAGCAUAGGGAAUAUAGAUUUUGUAUUUAACUCUGCCCAGGGGGAGCUUGAGUGGUAG
Messenger RNA from Encephalitozoon cuniculi GB-M1, 474 nucleotides. RefSeq lists its product as uncharacterized. The record is from RefSeq and is marked provisional. Lineage: Eukaryota; Fungi; Microsporidia; Unikaryonidae. Gene Ontology annotation, cellular component: transcription factor TFIIA complex. Gene Ontology annotation, biological process: transcription by RNA polymerase II; transcription initiation at RNA polymerase II promoter. Bases 1 to 474 code for a protein of 157 amino acids. The transcript has a single exon.